UCUAAAGAUUAUUGCUUUGUCCAGUUGGGUUCUGACCCACCAUUUUAAAUUUUCAGCCACGUACAAGGAUUGAAUCCCAAAUGAAAAUCACUGUCAUUUCUCUGCGAUUCCAUGCAUUUCUUUUCUCUGGGUCAUUAUUAAUUUCCCCUCGUAUUUCCUUAACGUAUUGUAUUCUUCUUCAACUUCUCUCUGUUUCUUUGAGGAGUUAAUGCACAAGCCUGGGGUUUUCCUACCCCAAGAACCUCGUGUUACUGCAUGUGGGGCUUUGCAAUUUAGUGUUUCUACACAGUCAAUCUUGUGGUUUUAGCUUUUGGGUUCUUACUUCACUGGGACUUGUUUUGCUAUUUCGAUUUGGGUUUACAUAACUUUUGUUUCUACGACUUGAGGAGUUGGAAGCAUUUCAAAAGGUGUCAUCUUAGCUAAGCUUCUCUUUGUUCUUUUUUUUUUUUGGAAAUGUGAGCUGAGAUUCUGUUCUCAUAGGGGUUGUUGUAAGAAUAUUUUAUUUGUCCCUUUUUUCCAUUCCGUCGUGAGAUGCAAAAGAGGGUUGCUAGCUUUUUGUUUUCUGCAUAUAUUGAAUGUAUUCUAUUGGGAAUCUGUUGUUUCGAUUGAUUUCUUUGUUCAAUACUCGCAAUAGGUCAUAUUAAGUUUGUCUGAGCUGGUUUGAGCUUAAGUUUUUCCUCAGGGCCAAGGGGCCAAACCCAAAAAAAGGGGAAAAGGAAAGAAAACUUUUGACUCCAUCAAUUGGGCAAAAUCAGAGAAGAUAAAUUCACCCUUCUUUGUUUGUCACUUUCAUGGAGUAUUGGGACCUGGAAACACUUUGAUAAAGCAAAUACAGUGACCAUUGAUGACCUUCAUCGAGGUCUGGUAAGACUGCCAGGUUGGUUGUAAGUGGAGCUUUGAAGAACAUACUCGAAGGGGUUUCUCACAGAGUUGUUAAAGAUGGCUGAAAAUGAACAGGAGACUCGAUCUUUGGCUUUGACUCCCACUUGGUCUGUUGCUUCUGUGCUGACUAUUUUCGUUGCAGUCUCUUUGCUUGUGGAGCGGUCCAUUCACCGGUUAAGCACUUGGUUGGGGAAAACUAAUCGAAAGCCACUGUUUGAGGCAGUGGAGAAAAUGAAAGAAGAGUUGAUGCUGCUUGGAUUUAUUUCUCUCCUUUUAACAGCUACUUCAAGCUCAAUAUCAAAUAUCUGCGUUCCAUCAAAGUUCUACAAUACCCCUUUUACUCCAUGCACCAGAGCUGAGGCUGACGAACAUGAAGAUGACAAUUCAUCCGAGGAACGGAAACUAUAUACAGCUUCUGUAUUACCCCAUUUGUUUAGGCGGAUGCUUAAUGUGAAUAAGAAAACCUGCAAAGAGGGUUAUGAGCCGUUUGUUUCAUAUGAGGGUCUUGAGCAAUUGCAUCGCUUUAUCUUUAUAAUGGCAGUAACUCAUAUAUCUUAUAGCUGCUUAACAAUGUUACUCGCAAUUGUGAAGAUUCACAGAUGGAGGGUUUGGGAGAAUGAAGCCCAUAUGGACAGACAUGAUUCACUAAAUGAUAUCACAAGAGAAAUGACGUUGCGGAGGCAAUCAACCUUUGUUCGAUAUCACACUUCAAAUCCUAUGACAAGGAACAGUUUUCUAAUCUGGGUGACAUGUUUUUUCCGGCAAUUUGGGAAUUCUGUAGUUCGUGCUGACUACCUCACACUUCGCAAGGGCUUCAUCAUGAAUCAUCAUCUCCCCUUGACUUAUGAUUUCCACAGUUACAUGAUUCGCUCCAUGGAAGAAGAAUUCCAAAGGAUAGUUGGCGUGAGUGGUCCGUUGUGGGGAUUUGUUGUUGCUUUCAUGCUGUUUAAUGUAAAAGGCUCUAAUCUGUAUUUCUGGAUAGCAAGCGUUCCUAUUGCUCUUGUUCUUUUAGUGGGCACGAAGCUGCAACAUGUAAUUGCAACAUUGGCAUUGGAAAGUGCUGGUAUAACUGGUUCAUUUUCGGGUUCAAAGCUAAAGCCAAGAGAUGAUCUUUUCUGGUUUAAGAAGCCUGAACUCCUUUUGUCCUUAAUCCACUUUAUCCUUUUCCAGAAUGCAUUUGAGUUGGCAUCAUUCUUCUGGUUCUGGUGGCAAUUCGGAUAUAAUUCUUGCUUUAUCAGGAAUCAUAUGCUUGUCUAUGCAAGACUUGUUUUGGGAUUCGCUGGGCAGUUCCUUUGCAGCUACAGCACCUUGCCCUUGUAUGCUUUGGUUACUCAGAUGGGAACAAACUAUAAAGCUGCAUUAAUUCCACAAAGAAUAAGGGAAACAAUCCAUGGAUGGGGGAAGGCAGCUAGAAGGAAAAGAAGGCUCCGCAUGUUUGCAGAUGACACCACGAUUCACACUGAAACAAGCACGGUGAUGUCACUUGAGGAUGAUGACCGUAGGCUUAUUGAUGAUAUUUCUGAAACUACUGCCGACUACACGUCAAUCGAACUACAGCCGACUUCUGUACACGAUGAACCUGACUCUGUUCCUAAUGAACGACCAAGCAGAGCUAGAACGCCUCUUCUACAACCCUCUACAUCUCUUUCUACAUCAGUUGAUCAUAAGUUUGAGGUUGAUUAAAGUUUGAUUCAUCUUGUUCCUCAACCCGGACAUUUCCUCUCCCACAACCACAAGACUGGCACGAUCCUUGGCAUUGGCCCUGACACGAUCCUUGGCCUUGGCACGAUCCUUGGCAUUGGCCCUGGCAUGAUCCCUGACACGAUCCUUGGCACUGGCCCUGACACGAUCCUUGGCACUGGCCCUGGCACGAUCCUUGACACUGGCUCGAUCCCUGGCACGGUACCUGGCACGAUCCUUGACACUGGCUCGGUCCCUGGCACGGUACCUGGCUUGGUCCCUGGCACGGUACCUGGCACGGUACCUGGCACGGUGCCUGGCACGGUCCCUGGCACGGUACCUGGCACGGUCCCUGGCACGGGCCUGAUGAAGGAGAGGGAUGGCAAAUUGAGCUAGAACUACACCUAGGUGGAUUGUCCACACACCCAUAAGGAGGGAUGUCGCUGCUGCCGCCACUACAGCAGGUCCCUGAGUGGCAGCUACUGCAGCAGUCCGGUGCAUAAGGGAGAUGUUGUCCAAUCUCGCUCUGAGCAAUGGGGUUGUCCAUAGCUUCUUCAAUGGCAAAGCCAAGGUGAAGAAGGGUGCAGAAGAGGAGAAAGAUAGUGAGAAACUUGGAUUUGGAAAUGGUCAUUUCUACUGAAGCUCUCUUUGUUUUCUUGGUUAGCCUAUGAAUGGAACGGAUUGUAAAAGUGAAGGUCUGCUAUGGCUUUUUAUUUAGGGGGAAGUUGGUGGGGUUGUGGAAAACAACAGCCUUUUGAUGAAGAUGAAAAUGCAAAAGCAUCAAGAGUGUUGUGUGGGUUUUUCUUUCAUGGAAUUAGGAAACCAUCAAUGUGUGAAUCUUAUGUGCCAUCUUUGGGAGAUGGGAAGCUGAUUCCAUUACAUUUAUUUGUCACUACUGAUUAAGUGUAGGUACUGGGAGACUGUAAAACCUUCAAACUUAAAAGAAAGGAGUUAAUAUCAAAUACAACACAAUUGUUUACUUUA
Molecule: messenger RNA, 3546 nt
Organism: Cucumis sativus (cucumber)
Lineage: Eukaryota; Viridiplantae; Streptophyta; Magnoliopsida; Cucurbitales; Cucurbitaceae
Product: MLO-like protein 11
Exons: 17
Coding region: 940-2565 (541 amino acids)
Biological process (GO): defense response
Cellular component (GO): membrane
Source: RefSeq, a predicted model, not a curated record